AUGACCAAGCCCUACCGCACAGCUUUGUCGCUUCUCCUUGUAUGCCUAUCGUUUCUUCUUGCUAGCAAAGGAGUCUAUUCCUUUAUAGUGCCGAGAAAUGGUGCUUUGAGAGAAACGCGUUCUCUUUUCACUUCAUUUCAAUUUGAAGACGAGUCUCCUGAAGAGCCGACAAGCAAUAGACAAGCAGAAUUUCAGAACCUCGAGCCCGUUCAAGAAUCUUCCAUCCGAAUGGAACGAAAACGAAAAGAUAAGGAAACAGGCAAGAAAUUUGUUUCAUACGGUGAUGACCUAUGGCGAUUGAGGUCUGUAAUGAACAAACUUAGUCGACGACUAUUGGACGCGAUUAGUGAUGGUACACCUGAAGUGGAAGACAAAGUUCGUUCACAGCUUCGGGAGAUAGAGCAACAGGAUCCUGAACUGGUGUACGAGAUGGAACUCAAAGAUUUGCAGCUCGCAAAGGCAACCGGAAAGACAGAUGACGCUGAACGACACGGUGAGAAUGCGAUGGAGGCAAGGGGCUGCAUUCCGGCUUUCAAUCUAGAGGGACUUUGGGUGGGAAAGUACGGACAUCACGGCUACGAAAUGAUCAAUGUCACAUAUCAAGGAGAUCAACUUAUUGCAUACAAGGUAACAGGAGACAAGAAUGUACCAAAAGGAGAAAUAACAUUCCAAGUCGAUUUGAGCCCAAUCAAACCUAAAGCCAUUGGCAGUGGCAAGAUGGAUAUGCCGCUUCAACCAAUAAGUUUGACAGAAAAGGCUGCAAAGAAGUGGGGAACAAAACAAUUACCGAGAUAUAGAGGCCUUGGACAUGUUGCCGAGCCUAGGUUUUCCAAUGGGCAGUGGAUGGAAGGCCAGUUGAUACUGAUCUCGCAAGAGUAUUUCUCCUUUGCCUGGAUCCCGAUUGAAACACAAAUCUUUUUUGGCAGGCCAAGUCCAGAGCUUGCGCUGAAAAUGCUUCGAGAGAAUGGAGUUUCUGCAAGCGGUGGACUAAAGGCAUGGGAAUCGCCACCACCCAUUGAUGCAGAUGUCGAGGUCCUGAAAGAAUUCGCUGCUACCUGUCUAGAUCUGACAACAGAAGAUGCCGAGGAAAGCUUGGAAGGUGGUGCUUUCUCGUGCAUUUGGCAUGGAGUCGACACUGAAGAGUGUUCGUUCCAGUAG
This is a messenger RNA of Cylindrotheca closterium, 1158 nucleotides long. The record is from the annotation of a GenBank genome assembly. Lineage: Eukaryota; Bacillariophyta; Bacillariophyceae; Bacillariales; Bacillariaceae.